UAGACUGGGGAGCCAAGAAGCUGCUGCGAGGAGCUGCAUUGCCACUGCUAACACCGGAGUAGAGGAACCCCGAAGUUCCAGCCACUCCCUCUUUGCGCCCCGUCCUUCUACUGCACCCAACCCGGAGAUUCUACCUCUCUAACCCUCUCGGCAGGAGAGAGACAGCAGCCCCAGCCGAUCUUCUUCCCCAUCAACGUAUGGGAAGGGGGUCCGCCCCGACCGUCGAUCCAUCAUAGUCUCAGGCUACAGUCCGCUGGCAAGCAGGUGUCUUGAAAAACGGAGCGGCAGCGGGAAGCUGCCAGGGCUCUCCCACCCCCCCUGCUGCCCUCCCCCGACCCGGAUGGGCGUCCAGAAGACCCGCUCUGAAACCAUGCUGAUGGGCACCGACCCUGCCAUGCCUGGGGACGAGGACGGCCGAGUUGGGGUGAGCGAGGUGCAGGGCCGCUACUUCUACCAGCCCGAACCUCGGGCCCCUCUGGAUGCCGGAGUAGCUGACCGAGACUGCAGAAGCAGCUGCGACGGGGCACUGGGCGUCCCCUACCCGGGAGCUGCUAUGGUCCCUGUGGGCGUGCAGCCAGCUCCCAGCCCGGGCCGCUUCCUCUCCCCUUACCCUUUCCCCGCCCGGCCACAGCCUCAGCAGGCGGGCUACGCAGGAAGCCCGGAGCCCUAUACGCUUCCCUCGGGUGGUGAGGGCUUCCAGUCAGUGGACGGCUACUCGGGCGCCGGCGGAGCCGUGGGUGGGCUCUAUCCCCGCAGCAGCCAGUUCUUCCCUGGCCCCGAGGCCAAUCUGGGCAUCCGAGCCAGGGAACCCUGCAGCGGGACCGCUUUCUCCGGCAAAUUGAAAGUGGUCCUCGGCAACCAUUCACUGUGGCUCAAGUUUUACCGGCAGCAGACCGAAAUGAUCAUCACCAAGCAGGGCCGGCGGAUGUUCCCCUUCCUGGCUUAUACGAUCCAUGGGAUGGAUCCUGUUGCCCAUUACCGGGUGUUUGUGGAAGUGGUGCUGGUUGAUCAACACCACUGGCGUUAUCAGAAUGGCAAAUGGGUUCAAUGUGGAAAGGCUGAGAACAACAUGCCAGGGAAUAGGCUAUAUAUCCACCCAGACUCACCCAACACGGGGGCCCACUGGAUGCGGCAAGAGAUAUCAUUUGGAAAACUCAAGCUGACUAAUAACAAGGGAGCCUCCAAUAAUGUAACCCAGAUGAUCGUAUUGCAGUCCCUCCAUAAAUAUCAGCCAAGGCUUCACAUAGAAGAAGUGAGAGAUGGUGACCAUGAGACAGCAGGUCCCUCUUCCUUGACCCACAUCUUCACCUUCCCAGAAACGGAGUUCAUUGCUGUGACUGCAUAUCAGAACUCUGAGAUCACACAACUAAAAAUUGACAAUAAUCCCUUUGCCAAAGGCUUUAGAGAAAGCUUGGAUACGUUCCUGACAGCUGUGGAAGCCAAUACCACUACUUCUCCUGAACCAGUUUCUGGCUAUCCUCUACUGGCUAGGAGCCGGUACUUACCAAGUCAGUACUCAUCACCCAAUCCUUUUUAUCCUGAGCCACAUCAUGGGCAACCCAAGGAUGGAGUCCCCCUUCCUCCCUGGCUCUUUACUCAGGCUCCCCAGCCACCCUUGGACUAUACUUAUGACCCUUCUUACAGUAGCAGUAAGAUCCUCCCCUUGGGCAUGAAUGGUAUGAAGGCUGGACUUCUGCCCUCCACUUCUCCACCCACCAUGCCUUACUACCCCAGCCAAGAUGCUCUAAUCCCUCUAGGAGACUGGUCAACUUCCCCCUCAUAUAACUGCAAAGUCAACAAUGGGGGCUGGCUCCGAUCUGUGCCCCCAAUGCCUAUGGACCCUGUUAUUGGAGCCCAAGAAGAGAAGAGGUCUGAGGAGGAGAUUUGGACUGAUACUCCAAAGUCAGAUUCUAAUGACUCAGGACUUGGUGAAGGAGACUCGAAGAGGAGACGUGUGUCUCCAUAUGAUUCAGGCAGGGAUGACUCCUCACCUGCCCAGGGCCCCUCUGGGGAUUCCCCUUUCAAGAAAGAGCAGCCUCUUGGAGACCAAGUAUAUUUUUUUAACUGAGAUAGAAGGAGCAGUGCCUUUGGCUCUUGAUAGAAGAGGAGUUGGAGAGGUGCUUCGGACUCAGAAAAAUAAACAUGAUGUUGGUUGGGCACAUUCAAGCUGCGUCCACCUCUCCUUGAGGGUGUCUCCUCAAAGCAGAGGGCCCAGCUUGAGAGAAUGCCCAAACCAGGACUUAGAAGUCUGUCUUCCCUUAAUCCUCAUGUCUACUCCCCAAAAGUCAAUAGAAGGAAUGGUAUCUGUGCUAUUCAUACUCCUUCUGACCACAACCAUCUUUCCCUGGUGCUGCCUUCCAAGUGUUUACUGGAGAACAUGAAGGAUGAACUCUGCUCAUUUUUGAUGUGUAUCUUUGUGUGGGGGUGCGGAGGGGAGAGGGAAAGAGGGGAAAUAGACUCUGCUAUUCCUUAUGGUGCCUGGCUAAUUUUUUACUUAACCUUUUAAAAAACACCUACAUCCUUUUAAAAAGAAAAGAGGAUGUGAGAAGCAGGCCAGAUGUAAGGAGAGAUUCCAGUGUCCUUAAAAAAAAAAAAGGUCUGAAAGCUUUCCUAUGUAGGGAGAUAGGCAUCCUGGAAUAGUUGGAAUUGGAAGUGAGGUGGAAGCAAGGUUUAUUUCAUGUUUAGAUUUUUAGAAAAAAAGUGUUGUUGUUUUUUUAGAAGCUAUUUAUUGUCCAUGAUAUAGGAUGCCAAUAUCUUUGAUUUAAUUCUUUUAAAUAAACU
Messenger RNA from Monodelphis domestica (gray short-tailed opossum), 2781 nucleotides. RefSeq names its product T-box transcription factor 21 (gene TBX21). Gene Ontology annotation, cellular component: nucleus; chromatin. The record is from RefSeq and is a predicted model, not a curated record. NCBI's taxonomy places the organism in Eukaryota, Metazoa, Chordata, Mammalia, Didelphimorphia, Didelphidae. Gene Ontology annotation, molecular function: RNA polymerase II cis-regulatory region sequence-specific DNA binding; DNA-binding transcription factor activity, RNA polymerase II-specific. Gene Ontology annotation, biological process: positive regulation of DNA-templated transcription; regulation of transcription by RNA polymerase II; cell fate specification.